AUGGACAAAGCGCAAUUCUCUCCGUCGCUGACGGGCUCACAGAGUGUUAGGACUUGGACAAACUUGAGCACAAACGGGUAUGGAGAAGAGCUUGGGACGCAUGGCAUGAGUCCGCUGAGUACCCCUGGCUACAUUGACAGGCUAUACGAUAUGGCUGCCCAGGCGAAUCGUCCAGUGAUACUCAAUAUUGUCUUGGGCACACAUCAAUAUGACCACGACUUUGAAACCCAGCUGCUGGGUUGCUUCCCCAACUUUCCCAUCCACCUUUUAGCGGAUAUUUACGAAUCAAGUACAUGGGGACGAGGCACGGUUAUUCUCCCAAACACCACCGACGAGAGAUCCGUGGCCUUUCUUGCCAAUUAUCCACAAGUUCAAGGAGCAAGCCGCAGCCAGAGAGGGCCUAAGGAUGAUAUUACUCCCGCACGGGUUAACUUCCUUCCCAUUCUCUGCUGGUGUUCAUCUGUAGAGCGACAAGUAGCAGGAAGUCAACAAGAUACUCAAAAGAUUGCUAUUGUCGUGACGAUCAGCUUCCACGAAUGUGUACCAGAGAAGAUGGGCGAGUUCUGGUCCAUCGGGCGACGGCAAGAUCGCCUCGCCAAGUUCGAACAAUGGGCGUUCCUUGAUCUUGCUGCUACCUUCUCAGGGUGGCCAACCAUCUGGACUAAUGCGCGGCGCGAACUCGCCCAGAGGCAUGCGUCUAUGUACUCGAGCGCCAAUGCCGUCGCUAACCUUGGCACGACACGCAUCAUUCAUCAAGACAUGGCCAAUGUCAUCGCCCUCCGGGAAGAUCUGCGCCUGUUCAUUGCAGCUUAUGCAAAAUACAGCCAAAUCCUGCGGAGAAUGUUCCCGAAUAGCAAGAUGGCACGCAUCAACAAAAUGCGGAGCCUGGCGGGGAGAAGGCGGAACGAAGGACAGCCAAUGGAUGAUGCCGAGUUGAAGGAGAGUACUGAGCUACUCGAGCUGCUCGCAGAGCUGGAGAAUCGACUGCAAGACUCUCAACAGAAUCUAGAACAUCAGCUCGAGACUUCUGAGGUCAUCCUCCGUCAACUGGAGAACCUCCUCAGUCUGGCUUUCAACACUCAAGCAAUAGCUCAAGGCCAAGCAACGGCGAUGCUAAAUGUCCUAGCCACUAUCUUCCUUCCGCUAUCUUUCGUGGCAAGCGUCUUCGGUAUGACAAAGUUUGAGAUUUCAGCAGUGUGGUACCCGCCAGCAGCCGCUAUCGUCCUCUUACUUGUUGGCGGGGCGAUAUUUCUCCUUCGAUGGCUGGGUGUGGAUAUGAACAUGAUUCGACUCCCCGUGAAGCCGGUGUCGGCACUCAUAUCGAAGCAACAAAAUCCCACGUUUCGACUUCUAAAUGCUGGGCCUGAAGCAGAUAAUCCUGGUAUAAGUGCUGAAACGAAAGAGCAGCCUGUCCUAGAUCCCAAAGGAGUACGCAGCCAAGAAUCAGUCAAGUCGGCCCUCGGUAGCUUAGACGAUGUAACUUCGCUGUCGUCGGGGGCUCGACAGCAGUCAGAGACACUCAGCAAACUAAGAAAUACUCGAGCAGGCGAGAACCGAGAAAAGAAUCACUCUGAUACCGUCAAGGAGCCUGGCAAACCAGAUGAGAAUGCCCUGAAAGAUACCCAGGACUCUACUGCUAGUAAGCCAGAUACGGCGGACGACGUAACCUCUACGACGGUUUCAUCCUACCCGCUCGCCCCCAAAGCCGCCGGACGCAAGCCCCCCAUGACAAAAGCUCAGACUGAGCUACUUGAAACAGAGUUCCAGAAAACCCCGAAGCCAAGUCAUCAAAGAAAGAGUGAAAUCGCGGAUCUUCUGCAGGUAGACAAGCCGAGGAUAAAUAACUGGUUCCAGAACAGAAGAGUUAAGGAGAGGCAAAUUCAGAGGACUAGGAUGUUGGAGGCACAGCCUGUUGUAGAAUGGUCUAACGAAGGUAUAGUACAUGGCGGACAAAUUGCACACGGCGAAAAACCUCCAAGAGUUUCAACAUUUGGGGGUAUACCCUCUGGGGAGGACGGAAAGGUUGUGCAGCAGUUCCGCACUCCGCAAGACUACAGGGUUACUGGUGGUGGCGUUCCACAGUUGGCAGCAAGUGCCGCACUCCAGAUUCCACAAUUCUACAGUUUCCAAGCUCAGGGACCAACAAUCAGCCCAUCGGCGAACGAGAUUCUUCUGCCGGCGAGACCUUCAACGCAUGCUCUACAAGACUACCAGAUGCAACUGAUGCUUCUCGAGCAAAAGAAUAAAAAACGCUUGAUGAUGGCUCGCUCAGAGCAGGAUACAUCCGUUGCAGAAGGGCCAAGCGAUGCCGCGGGCAAAAGCAACUUCUCAAAUGUCGACACCGGCCCUGAACCCCAAACAGAGCAGAGAGUGCAUGAGCCAGCAUCUUGUCAGCCAGCUAAUCAAUUAGCUGGUGCUGGCAUAGUACCUGCAGUAGUCAGGGAUGUGUAA
Molecule: messenger RNA, 2451 nt
Organism: Fusarium mangiferae
Lineage: Eukaryota; Fungi; Ascomycota; Sordariomycetes; Hypocreales; Nectriaceae
Exons: 7
Coding region: 1-2451 (816 amino acids)
Biological process (GO): metal ion transport; regulation of transcription by RNA polymerase II; transmembrane transport
Cellular component (GO): membrane; RSC-type complex; nucleus
Molecular function (GO): DNA-binding transcription factor activity, RNA polymerase II-specific; DNA binding; metal ion transmembrane transporter activity
Source: RefSeq, a predicted model, not a curated record